Molecule: messenger RNA, 943 nt
Organism: Moneuplotes crassus
Lineage: Eukaryota; Ciliophora; Spirotrichea; Euplotida; Euplotidae
Source: the annotation of a GenBank genome assembly
GUCUCACUGUGAAAAUCAGAUGAAGCGCAAAGUUCUUCCCUUCUGUCCUCUCUGAAAAGUUCCUAUUGAGGGAGAUUUUUACUCCGGCUUGACAAGGCCGGUUGCAAAGAAUUCAGAUGAUGAAAACUCAGUUAGAAUACUAAACGACAACGAAGAGCUCUUCUUCUGCCCUGUCUGUGAGAGUGGUGAAGUUAUCCUACCAAAGCUGAACUAUGCUGCAAAGAAGAUCCCAAAAAAAGCCACUUGUGAGUGCGGCCAUUCGUUCUGAGUACUCUGAUAUAAAAAGUGUCUGAAUGAAGACGACCACAAGUGCCCCAGAACUAAGAUUAAAGUAGAAAGAAAGAAUGGGACCACUGACGAAGAGGAAAAGGAGUUCCUCGCAGACCAAAACAUUGUGGCUAAAUGAAGAAAGGAGGGAGUCGAGUACUGUAAGUUUGCCAAGGUUAUCAGAGAAUGAGCUUUCUAUUGGAAGUGCACAGAAUGCGGGUACCAGAUAUGUACUUAUUGCAAGAAGAAGUAUACUGAAGGUCAUGAGCUAUAUCCAUUCAAAGCUUGUCAUCCUAUGGAAAACGAAAGAAUGACAAACAUAGUUUGCUCCUUCCUCUGUGUCCCCUUGAUGGUGAUGAUGGAAAUAAUAUGUGCUCCUUUCAUCUUGUGAUACUACCAAUGCUCUUUGUGUGGCAAUAACGAGAAAAUUGAUUUUAAUAUAUCCAUCAGAAAGAAGCAUAGCAGAUGCUUUGUGGAAUGUUUCAUUGCUCCUUGUUUAUUCAUACUUCUCGUCUUUUUAAUCCCAAUCCUAAUACUGGUUCUGUUCCUAAUUUUCCCAGUCAUAUGAGGUAUCAAAUGCUAUUAUAACUGCAAAAGACAGGGUAAUUCUGACCAACAGGAGAAGUAUAUCUUCAUGCGCAGAAAGUUUCCUUGGGUUAAUCCUAACCCUUACUAA